UACUAACAGUAUAUUUUAAAAUAUACAGUUCCCCAUUAAUAAAAUAUCUUCAAAACAUUUAUAUAAAUACUAAAUAGACUAGACAAUCUCAUUUUUUAGAACAUUUUUCAUUGUCUAAUUAAAUAAAUAAAUAAAAUCAAGUUCCAUCCUGUGGUCAAAAUCUCCUAAUCAAGGCAGGGCACACUCACCACAUUUGUCCCGUGUCUUAAGGCCGACCGUACGCUCCGACCAGACCACCUCUCAACAUAAGCCUCCCAAUGUCCUAACCACAUUUUUGCAAAGGCAAAACUAAAACUUCAAACCGACCAUGGCUGAAGAUGAUCCCGACAUGCCCGACUGGGAGCGAGUUUUCAAACGUUUCGAUGCCAACGGCGACGGCAAUAUUUCCGCAAAAGAGCUCGGCGACGCCCUCCAGGAGCUUGGCAGUGUCGAUCCCGACGAAAUCAAGUGCAUGAUGGCAGAGCUCGACACCGAUGGAGACGGCUUCAUUUCGUUCACCGAAUUUGUCGAAUUCGCCAAAAACAAUCGGGGAUUGGUUAAGGACGUUGCCAAAAUAUUUUAACUCUGUAUUUCUUGAUUUUUUUUUGUUUUUUUUUUUUAUAUAAAUAACGAUAUACUGUAGUCUUAUUGAA
Molecule: messenger RNA, 632 nt
Organism: Andrographis paniculata
Lineage: Eukaryota; Viridiplantae; Streptophyta; Magnoliopsida; Lamiales; Acanthaceae
Product: polcalcin Che a 3
Exons: 1
Coding region: 308-562 (84 amino acids)
Molecular function (GO): calcium ion binding
Source: RefSeq, a predicted model, not a curated record